Molecule: messenger RNA, 586 nt
Organism: Cyprinodon variegatus (sheepshead minnow)
Lineage: Eukaryota; Metazoa; Chordata; Actinopteri; Cyprinodontiformes; Cyprinodontidae
Gene: tmem14ca
Product: transmembrane protein 14C-like
Exons: 5
Coding region: 34-468 (144 amino acids)
Biological process (GO): regulation of heme biosynthetic process
Cellular component (GO): mitochondrial membrane
Source: RefSeq, a predicted model, not a curated record
AUAAAUAACAGCGUGGACAUUUCUUAGGUUAUAAUGUUUCCUUUGGUUCUCCUCGUUCACUUAUUUAUCUCUAACAAUUCAUUGUUAUAUGAGGACACAGACAGCUUCUUUAAUAAUGGCUCUUCCUUUGCGCCUAACAACAUGUCUGUAGAUUGGAUCGGAUAUGGAUAUGCUACUCUUGUGGCAUCAGGAGGAGUCGUUGGUUACGUGAAAGCAGGCAGUGUCCCCUCACUGGCUGCUGGACUGCUCUUUGGGGGGCUCGCAGGUUUUGGAGCCUACCAGAUCUCCAAUGACCCCAAGAAUAUUUGGGUGUCUUUAGCUACCUCUGGAGCUUUGUCCGCCGUCAUGGGGAAGAGGUUCUAUGGGUCGAGGAAGUUCAUGCCAGCUGGUUUGAUGGCAGGAGCAAGCCUGCUGAUGGUGGGGAAGCUGGGUUUGACGCUGCUCCAGAAACCUGCAGCGUCCUCAUGAGGUGAAAGCUCUUCAAGAACAGUCUUCAGCUGCAGUUUGGUCAUGUUUUAAAACAGCCUCUCAGAAUUGUACAUGCACUGUUAUUUUGGUCAAAAAUACAAAAAAGUUUGAUGAUAAA